Messenger RNA from Xenopus tropicalis (tropical clawed frog), 2289 nucleotides. RefSeq names its product golgi-associated, gamma adaptin ear containing, ARF binding protein 1 (gene gga1). Gene Ontology annotation, cellular component: membrane; early endosome membrane; Golgi apparatus. Gene Ontology annotation, biological process: intracellular protein transport; protein transport; vesicle-mediated transport. The record is from RefSeq and is marked provisional. Gene Ontology annotation, molecular function: ubiquitin binding; phosphatidylinositol binding; small GTPase binding. Lineage: Eukaryota; Metazoa; Chordata; Amphibia; Anura; Pipidae.
GAAGUAGUGGGUGCUCUUGUCAGUUCGGAGGAUGGAGGAAGAGAGUCUGGAGGUCCGGAUUAACCGGGCCACAAACCCUCUUAAUAAGGAACAGGAUUGGGAAGGUGUUCAGGCCUUUUGUGAUCAGCUGAACCAAGAGCUUGAAGGGCCACAGCUCGCUACUAGACUUUUAGCACACAAGAUUCAGUCACCGCAAGAAUGGGAGGCAAUGCAAGCACUUACGGUUCUGGAGGCAUGUAUGAAGAGCUGUGGCAAACGUUUUCACAGCGAGGUUGGAAAGUUCCGCUUUCUCAACGAGCUGAUAAAAGUAGUUUCUCCUAAAUAUCUAGGCAGUCGCUCACCAGAGAAAGUAAAGCUAAAGAUUCUAGAGCUUCUAUACAGCUGGACAUUAGGACUUCCCGGUGAAGUUAAGAUAGCUGAGGCUUAUCAGAUGUUGAAAAAGCAAGGCAUAAUAAAGGAAGAUCCAAAACUACCACCGGAUGCUCUGAUUCCACCACCCCCUCCACGGGCCAAGAAUGCAAUUUUUGACGAUGAUGAAAAAUCAAAGAUGCUAGCUCGACUGUUAAAGAGUACUCACCCUGAAGACCUUCGAGCUGCUAACAAACUCAUUAAGGAGAUGGUCCAAGAGGACCAGAAACGUAUGGAGAAAAUUUCCAAGCGUGUAAAUGCCAUAGAAGAAGUGAAUAACAAUGUGAGGCUCCUUGGUGACAUGCUGAGCACAUACAAAGCUGGGCAGACUUCAGAGGGAAGCGAGGACUUAAUGAAGGAGCUGUAUCAGCGAUGUGAAAAAAUGAGGCCCACUCUGUUCCGUCUUGCCAGUGACACGGAAGACAAUGAUGAAGCCUUAGCGGAAAUCUUGCAGGCCAACGAUAGUUUGACACAGGUCAUCAACCAAUACCGGCAGGUGGUAAAAGGAGAGGAGGUCAAUGGUGAGGCUGCAUCCUCCAGUUUGCCUGCCAGCUCAUCGGCUUUGCUAGAUCUCUCAGGGUUGGACAUGAUGGCGGCUGCAACGCCUUUGUACCCUUCAGCGCCAGCCCAGCCCUUGCAGUCCUCCUUUGGCCCUCCUGCACAGGCCACCAACUCCAUGUCGCUGCUAGAUGAUGAACUUAUGUCCCUGGGUUUAAAUGAUCCAGUUGCCUCUGCACAGCCCUUAGAAUCCUCUGCAUGGAACAAUUUCCAGUCCCCAGAAACCAACCCGCCUGUUUCAAAUGAGAAAGUAGCUUCCUCCCACCCUCAGCCUGUCUCCCAGGGCAGCAAAGCCCUUGAAGACCUUGAUCUCCUAGGAAAGACUCUUCUUCAGCAGUCUCUGCCACCCACUGCACAGCAAGUACGAUGGGAAAAACCCAAUCAAAAGCCCACAUUACGUGAUCUCCAAACCAAAAACACCCAUAGUUCACAUGCCCCACAACCCAUAGUUGGUCAGAGUGUUGGUGGGGAACAGCCGGCUCUGUCUCCUGAGAAAAAAGAAAUCUCUCUUGCAAAUAUCAGUGUGCCCUUGGAGUCCAUUAGACCAAGUUGUAUCCUUCCUGUCAUAGUGUACGACCAACGAAGUUUUCGGGUGUUGUUUCAUUUCGCCAAAGAUCCCCCUCCAGGGAGGCCGGAUGUCCUUGUAGUUGUGAUUUCAAUGCUGAGUACUGCCCCCCUCCCUGUUACUGAAAUCAGCUUCCAGGCUGCUGUGCCUAAGACAAUGAAAGUGAAGUUGCAGCCUGCAUCAGGAAAUGAGCUCCCUUCAUUUAACCCCAUCCUGCCUCCGUCUUCUGUCACUCAGGUGCUGCUGCUGGCCAACCCCACCCAGGAAAAGGUUCGCCUACGAUACAAACUUACAUAUACCCAAGGGGACCAAACAUUUGAUGAAAUGGGAGAUGUCGAAGACUUCCCUCCUGUGGAGAAGUGGGGGGAUCUCUAGGACAUAAACAGAAGGCGGAAUCAAAGUGGGGGCAAAAACUUACGGGUAAAGAGUGUGGUGACCUUUCUGCUAUGUGGCAGCAUUGUGGCAGAGGGGAUGGCAAUCAGAGGGCCUGGACUGCACUAGAUACAAAAUCCUAAAUGCCGUGGCUGCUGUUUAGUGAGAGGUUUUAACCAAAGCCCCUUUACCCACUGCUGUAUGGAUCUUUCCGAAGGGUUAAUGUGAGUUGGGCACCAUUGUUAUGGGAAGAGGACCCUUAAAUCUCAGAUGAGAUUUUUAUCCCUGUCUUUUUGUUUGUUUGUUUUUUCUAAAGCUCUGCUUAACUUUGUCUUUACUGAAUGGGUCUAAAUACAUUGUGCUGAAGGAGGGGAGCAUGAAGGUCA